Messenger RNA from Larimichthys crocea (large yellow croaker), 9635 nucleotides. It is a transcript of the gene aspm, whose product is annotated as assembly factor for spindle microtubules. NCBI's taxonomy places the organism in Eukaryota, Metazoa, Chordata, Actinopteri, Sciaenidae. Gene Ontology annotation, cellular component: spindle pole. Gene Ontology annotation, biological process: establishment of meiotic spindle localization; spindle organization; mitotic cell cycle. The record is from RefSeq and is a predicted model, not a curated record. Gene Ontology annotation, molecular function: calmodulin binding. The transcript is spliced from 25 exons. The coding region runs from base 158 to 9484 and encodes 3108 amino acids.
CAACACGACGGAAUUUCAAACCAGUCCGUCGUGUGUGUUGUUGAAGGAAGCGUGUGUUUAACGUUUUGCAGCAGCAGCGCGGAUGGAUUGCUGAACUUUUAGCUGCGUAACAUGUAGUUAUCUGUUAAGCUCGUUUUUAAUAAUAAUUUUUUAAAAAAUGUCGGAAACGAUAGCGUCAACACAGAGAGGAGGAUUUCUGGACAUUAGUCCAGUGCGGAGAGACGACGGUAACAAGGAGAAUGAUGUCCCGGUGUUGAGUUUGAUCCAGUUUUCAAAGGCUCCUUUUUUAACAUUUGGUGCAGUAAAGUUGGGGACCUCUAAAUCGGCUGUAUUACGGAUCGAGAACCCCACAGAGGAUGCAGAGGCGGAGGUCACCGUGGAAAAGAUCCCCUCGAGUAAAGGCUUUUCUGUGGACCGCAGCACGUUCACCAUUCAGCCUGAGGGCUCAUUCAGUUUGACAGUGACCUGGACUCCAGCAGAUGAAGGUGGAAUCAGAGAGCUCAUCAUCUUCAAUGCCAAUGGGGUCCUCAAGCACCAGGCUGUACUGCUGGGGAGAGCCGAGGCACCCAAGAAGAAAAAGAAAAGCUUGUGGGACAAGAUCAAAAACAAACAAGGGGAUGAAAAAGUAACCGCACCCAGGAGAAAGAUAACCGAGAAACCACUGAAGAUGGCAGCCAAUAAAACCUUCCAGGUGUCCCGAAAGUCGCAGUACAAACGGGAAAAGCCUCGUAGCCCGCUCGCUUCUCUCAACGAAGGCAGAGCUGUCAGAGAGAGGUCCCUCUCCAAGCACAGCCCCAUUGAUGAUUACCCACAGAAGCCAGAGGCCUUGAAUCCCACCCAGAGGCAACGCUCUCUGGGUCUGUCAGACCAGGAGAACAUCCAUCAUGUUCAGAGGAACUCUCCCCUCGUCCUACUCGUCCCAGCUGGAAAGCUGAUGGACUCUGGCAACAUGUCUGCCAGUCCAGACGCUUUGAUGAGCAAACCCGAAAACAAAGAUCUUACCAAAAUAUUCAACACGACUCUGUCACCCAUCGGGACGCCGGAGAGGUUUAAGAAGCUCAUGCCUCAUAUUCAGUCGGAUAGCCCACUUACUGCUGCGGUUAAGUCUGUGGCUGAUGCCGGCGGCUCUGACAGUGGGUUAACUGGAACCCCAGUCCUAUCUUUGAAAGAUGCACUGGCCCUCAUCGACUCUGAUUUGAGCCAGGUUAACACCAGUCCUCGAGACACUAGUUCCAGCUGCGGCUUUUCAGACUCGCUGGAAUCAAAGAGUGGGAAUCGUGGCCGUGGACCUGACGGAAAUGUCCUUAAAGAAUUCCCCGAUAGCCCGCAGGGACCAGAGUCUGAUGAGCCUAGACUUACUUUCUUUGUCAACAAAACUGUUGUUGUGAGUGAGGUUGUUGUCUCAGCAGCUGAUAUGGCAACAGAAAAGGUCAAAAAGGCCUCGUUUACCUCUGCAACAGUGACCAAGAGCAAAGCGCCCGUGGAAGCAAACAGUUCGAGUGGAAGGAAAAUAAAGAAGUCAAGGCGGAGGCUCUUGGAGAAAACACUUGAGCUCUCCGAUGGCAACAGCCAGUGUGAGUUUGGACCAGACACCCCGAGCCUUCCUGUCAUAGACCCAGACCACCCCACCAAGGAAUGGCAAAGCCCUGAGGCUUCCAGCUCCCUGUGCCACAACAGGCAUCAAGCCCAGGAGUUGACCUCCUCUGUCCUAACUUCAGAACUCAACCGCUCGCCCACACCCAUCACCUUCCCCAUCUCCGCCCCUCCAUCUAUGACUCCUGCUCGCUUCUCUUUCUCAAUCACUUCCCCUCCACCUGCAGUCACUGCUCCCUAUGCUGCCCACACCGUCACCUCUCCGCUGCCGUUGGGCUCAUCUUCUCCUCUUCACCUCAACCUCAUGUCAACCUCUAAUGCAUAUGAGCUGUCUCCAACCGUUCCCACACCUCCGUCCAUUCAGGAAGACUCCUUUCCUAUUCACGUGGCUGUGAAGAGCAAGAAGAGGAAGAGCGAGGAGUUCUUGAAAAGAGACGGGAAGGCUGAGGAUGCCGGGAAAACGGAGCGUGUCAAAAGGAGCAGGGUGGUGGCUGGAAAAACCGAGCCUCCGAGAUCGGUGCAGGAGAGGAGGAGUACAUCACAGAGGCAACAGCCAAGAACAGCAGGCUCCGUGCGCUCCAUGACUACAGCAUCUCUAAGGACUGCACGCUCUGCGCUCCCUGCCCAAGCAAAGCCACCAAACGCCAAAGUCACAUCUCGAGGUGCCCAGUCUCUGAAACCAUCUGCUGCGUCAUCUGUGAAGACGGCAAAAAUUGUUGCUGUAGCGCAGUCAAAGCUGACCUUCAUAAAGCCAGCGCAAACAGCCAUACCGAGGCACCCAAUGCCGUUUGCCGCCAAGAACAUGUUCUAUGACGAGAGGUGGAUUGAGAAGCAGGAGACGGGAUUCACGUGGUGGAUCAACUAUGUCCUCACUCCAGAUGACUUUAAAGUCAACACCGAAGUCGCUAAAGUGAACGCCGUGAACAUUGUCAUGGGCAGCGACGACAAGUUCAGCGUGCCCAAAGCGCCCACCAAAGAGGAGAUGUCCUUCAGCACCUACACGGCCCGGCGGAAGCUGAACCGCCUCCGUCGUGCGGCCUGCCAGCUGUUCACAUCUGAGGCCAUGGUCAAGGCCAUCCAGAGGCUCGAACUGGAGGUGGAGGCCAAGAGGCUGCUUGUCCGAAAAGAUCGCCAUCUUUGGAAGGACAUUGGCGAACGGCGAAAAGUCCUCAACUGGCUUCUGUCGUACAAUCCACUGUGGUUACGGAUUGGACUGGAGACAAUCUACGGGGAGUUGAUCUCCCUGGAGAGCAACAGUGAUGCCCUGGGUCUGGCUAUGUUCGUCCUCCAGCGGCUGCUUUGGAACCCGGACAUCGCCGCUCAGUUCAGACAUGCCAAAGUGCCUCACCUUUACAAAGACGGCCACGAGGAGGCGCUGUCCCGCUUCACUCUGAAGAAGCUGCUCCUGCUGGUGUGUUUCCUGGACAAAGCCAAAGAGUCCCGGCUGAUCGAGCACAACCCCUGUCUGUUCUGCUUGGACGCAGAGUUCAAGACGAGUAAAGACCUGCUCCUGGCCUUCUCCAGGGACUUCCUGAGCGGGGAGGGCAUCCUCCCCCGGCACCUCGGCUACCUCGGCUUACCUGUCUCCCACGUUCAGACGCCCCUUGACGAGUUCAACUUCGCCGUGAAGAAUUUGGCAGUUGACUUGAAAUGCGGCAUUCGUCUAGUGCGAGUGAUGGAGCUCCUCAUCCAGGACUGGAGUCUGUCGGCCAAGCUCCGUCUGCCGGCCAUCAGCCGCCUGCAGAAGGUCCACAACGUCGACGUGGCUCUGCAGGUGCUCAAAAGCAAAGGGGUCGACCUCAAAGAUGAACGCGGCUCAACCCUCGAUUCCAGAGAUGUUGUGGACGGACACAGAGAAAAAACUCUGAGCCUCUUGUGGAAAAUCAUCUUCGCAUUUCAUGUGGAGGUGAUUUUGGACGAGGAGCAGCUGAAGGAGGAAAUCGGCUUCCUGAAGAGAACCUCGAGCACCAAACGGAGGCUGGCGUCUCUGAGGGCCGAUCGGGGCCUGCAGCCAAGUCCCGCGAAGACCAGGAGGCCGUACGAACACAGCAGCAGGAAGAUUACCCUGCUGAUGGACUGGGCUCGAGCCGUGUGUGACUUCUACAGUCUGAAGGUGGAGAACUUCACCGUGACGUUCUCGGAUGGCCGCGUCCUCUGCUACCUCAUCCACCACUACCACCCCAGUCUCCUGCCAGAGGAGGCCGUCAGUCACAGCACCACUCAGACCGUCGAGUGCUCACAGAGGGGCCGCCUGGAGCUCGACUGCUCAGCCAGCGACUCCGACAACUCCUUUGACUCCUUGCCGACGGGCCCAGAUUCUCCGUCAGUGGAGUUUAAAGAGCUACUGGAGAAUGAGAAAAACAACUUCAGGCUGGUCAACAGUGCUGUGUCUUUCCUGGGCGGAGUCCCUGCCAUGAUCAAUCCGGCUGACAUGUCCAACACCAUUCCCAAUGAGAAGGUUGUGAUAUCUUACCUGUCCUUCCUGUGCGCUCGUCUUCUGGACCUGCGUAACGAAACCAGAGCGGCUCGGGUCAUACAGGGCGCCUGGAGGAAAUACAGACUGAAGAAAGAUCUACAGCUCUACAAGGAAAGGAACGUGGCUGCUGCAAAAAUUCAGUUAGCUGUGAGGAGAUUUCUGCAGAAGCGCAGAGCUGUGAGGCAGAAUCAAGCUGCCGUUAUCAUCCAGUCAGUGUGGAGGGGUUACGCCGCCCGCAACAGGCUGAGGCUGAAGAAGGAGGCUCAACUUCGGGCUCUGCAGCACGAAGCAGCAACUGUCAUCCAGGCUCAGUGGAGGAUGUUUUCGGCCAUGAGGGCUUACCACCGCCUUAGAUACUACGCCAUAGUUGUCCAAGCACAAUGGCGAAUGAGGAGGGCAGCCUCCGCUUAUGGAAGAAUCCACUGGGCGACAAGAGUCAUUCAGAAGCACCUGCGAGCGUUAGCUCUCUCGAGAAGAGAUCGUGAGCAUUACCUCUGCCUUAGAACCGCAGCGGUGAAAAUACAGAGAGGCUUCAGAACAUGGAAAGCCCAGAAAAUGGAAAAGGAAAACCGUGCUGCCAAAGUGAUACAAGCUGCGUUUAAGAAGUGGUACGAGGGAAAGGUGGCUGCGAGAACUGCUGCUGCUGUGAGGAUCCAGUCUUGGUAUAGACUGCAGAGGUGUUUCCGUCAAUACAGAAAGAUCAAGACAAGCGCUGUGCUCAUUCAAGCCCAAUACAGAGGUCAUGCACAAAGGCGCCACUUUGAGACCCUGAAGCAGCAGCACCGCUCUGCUGUUGUUAUUCAGAGCGCCUUCAGAGGACACACUGUCAGAAAACGGGUAGCAAAGAUGAAAUGGGCUGCCGUCGUAAUCCAGAACUGGUACAGGGCCUCUGUGGAAAGAGACAUGGAAAGGCAAAUGUUUGUGAGGAUGCGAUGUGCUGCCAUUACCAUACAGGCAGCUUAUCGUGGAAAAGUGGCUCGGGACUCCAUGAAAAACCAGCAGAAGGCGGCAACAGUGCUCCAGGCAGCUUUUAGGAAGCACGCUGCCCAAAGGCGCUACCUUCUCCUUAGAAAAGCUGCAGCUGUGAUACAGCAAAAGUACAGAGCCACGGUGUUGGCUCGUAGGACAAAGGAGGAUUAUGAUGCUCUCAGGAAUGCUGCACUCACGAUACAAGCAAACUGGAGAGGCAGAGCCGACAGGAAGGCGCUGGAAAAGCGGCAUCGGUGCGCAACACUGAUACAGGCUUACUACCGUCGGUACAAAGCACAAGCUGAGUACAGGUCCAAGAAGGCAGCCGCUGAAGUCAUACAGCGUCGCUACAAGGCUUAUGUGGCUGGAAAGGAGCUGAGGAAAGCAUACCUGCGCACGAGAACAGCCUGUGUUACGCUCCAGGCUGGAUUCAGAGGCAUGAGGGUUAGAACAGAGCUGAAGAAAACUCACCGGGCAGCGACUGUCAUUCAGUCUUCAGUCAGGAUGUUUUUAUGCAGGAAGCAAUAUGUUCUCCUACAAAGCGCAGCGAUUAUUAUCCAAAGCCGAUACAGAGCACUUGUGGUCUGCAGAGCACGGCAAAAUGAAUACAGAGCGCUUAAGCAGGCCGCCAUAAAGAUACAAGCUGUCUAUCGGGGAUUUAGAGUGAGAGAAGACCUAAAGAAGAAGCACAAUGCUGCCAGAGCAAUCCAAGCUCAGUUCAGGAUGCACAGAAUGCGUAUGGCUUACCUCGCCGCCAAGUGCGCUGCCAUCAUUAUUCAGGAACGCUACAGGGCCAAAAUGCUCAGGGAUCAACAGGUGCAGAGGUACAGAGCAAUGAAGUCUGCAGCUUUAGUCAUCCAGGCAGCAUUCCGGGGCCACAGGGCCAGGAAGACGGUUGCAGAGAUGCACCGAGCUGCCACGAUCAUCCAGAGAAAGUUUUUCACCAUUCGAGAUAGGAAUAGGUUCCUUGCUCUCAAGGCAGCAGCUUUGGUUUGUCAGCAGAGGUACAGAGCAGUAACCCUGGCAAGAAAAGAGCAUUUGGACUAUCUGUCAAAGCGCAGGGCAGCCAUUUGUCUGCAGGCAGCCUUCAGAGGACGCGAGGUCAGAAAGCAGUUGCGUCUUCGCCACGCGGCGGCUGUAACAAUUCAGGCUCGCUUCCGAAAGCACCAGCAGAGAACCUACUACAAAAGGCUCCGCUGGGCUGCCAAUGUAAUACAAGCACGUUACAGAGCUAACAAGAAAAUGAGACAAGAGAUGCAAACCCUGACCGCCAAGAGAAAUGCUGCUGUUGUCUUACAAGCGGCCUUCCGUGGAUUGAAAUCCAGACGAAUCCUCAAACAAAGGAAUGAAGCUGCCAGCGUUGUCCAGAGGGCCUACAGAGCCCACUGUGAGCGCAAACAGUUUCUGAGAUUGAAAGUUUCCGUCCUCGCCAUCCAGCGUCGGUAUCGGGCCGCUGUAGCAGCAAAAGAACAGAUGAAACGAUACAAGCAAAUGCACAGAGCUGCAGUCCUCCUUCAGGCAGCAUACAGGGGGCAGCAGGUCAGGAAGGAGGCUGCACGUUGGCAUCAAGCUGCCACUGUGAUCCAGUCUGCUUUCAGAAGGCACAGAGAGGAAGUCAAGUUCCAGGCCAUGCGGCUGUCUGCCAUCAUCAUCCAGAGAUACUAUCGAGCCUGUAUCCUUCAAAGACGAGACAGAGCAAACUUCAUAGAAAUGAGAUGUUCUGCUGUCGUUCUUCAGGCGGCUUUCAGAGGCCAUCGCGUGCGUAGCAACAUUGUCAAGAUGCACAGGGCAGCUACUGUCAUUCAAGCAAACUUCAAGAUGCAUAAACAGCAGUCAGCCUUCAGGAGGCAGCGCUGGGCUGCGUGCGUCUUACAGCAGAGAUUUAGAGCUCAGAGACAAAGAGAUGUUGAGAUGAAACAAUAUCAAAACUGCAGAAGAGCAGCCAUCGUGUUGCAGGCUGCAUACCGUGGAAUGAAAUUAAGGCAGAACAUCAAGCAAAGUCACCAAGCUGCCAGUGUUAUCCAGAGAGCUUACAGAGCACACUGCGAACACAAGCAGUAUCUAACCUUCAAGUCCUCCGUCCUCACCGUUCAGCUGAGGUAUCGGGCCACUGUGGCGGCAAAGGAACAAAUGCAAAAAUACCACAAACUGCGAAGAGCUGCAGUCCUGCUUCAGGCGGCAUACAGAGGUCAACAGGUCAGGAAGGAGGUUGCCAACUGCCAUCGGGCUGCCACUGUGAUCCAGUCUGCAUUCAGAAAGCACAGAGAGGAAGUCAAAUUCCAGGCCAUACGUCUGUCUGCCAUCAUCAUCCAGAGAUACUAUCGAGCCUGUAUCCUUCAAAGACGAGACAGCGCAAACUUCCUAAAAGCGAGACGUUCUGCUGUUGUUCUUCAGGCGGCUUUCAGAGGCCAUCGCGUGCGAAGCAACAUUGUCAAGAUGCACAGGGCAGCUACUGUCAUUCAAGCAAACUUCAAGAUGCAUAAACAGCAGUCAGCCUUCAGGAGGCAGCACUGGGCUGUGUGUGUCUUACAGCAGAGGUUUAGAGCUCAGAGACGAAGAGAUGUUGAGAUGAAACAUUAUGAAAAGGUUAGGGAAGCUGUCAUUAAUCUACAAGCUGCUUUCCGAGGAAUGAAAUCCCGGAGACUCAUCAAACAAAGGCAUCAUGCUGCUGGUGUUGUCCAGAGAGCUUACAGAGCCCACUGCGAACGCAAACAGUAUCUGAAAUUGAAGUCAUCCGUCCUCACCAUCCAGCGGAGGUAUCGGGCUACCAUGGCGGCUAAAGUGCAAAGAACACAAUACCUAGAACUGUGCAGGGCGGCCAUCAUCGUUCAGGCAGCAUACAGAGGGCAGCAGGUCAGAAAGGAGGUCGCUCUUCGCCAUCAGGCUGCCACAGUUAUACAGUCUGUGUUCAGAAAGCACAGAGAGGAAGUCAAAUUCCAGGCCAUGCGCCUGUCUGCCAUCAUCAUCCAGAGAUGCUAUCGGGCCUGUGUCGUUCAAAGGCGAGACAGAGAAAAGUUCCUGAAAAUGAAACGAUCCACCGUCAUCCUUCAGGCAGCAUUUAGGGGCUGGCGUGCCAGAAGGGACAUUAGCAGACAAAGCCGAGCUGCUGUCGUGAUCCAGUCACGCUGGAGAUGCGUGGUACAGAGGCGUAUCUUCUUGAAGAAGAGGGAGGCAGCUCUGAAACUUCAGCGGAGGGUCCGGGCCAUGCAGCUCGGCAAGCUGGAGAGGAGCAACUUCACCCGAAUGAGGAGAGCUGCUGUCACGCUUCAAACACACUGCAGAGCCUGGAUUGCAAGACAGCAGGUACUCGAAGAAGCCAAGGCUGAGAGGAGGCUCCGUUUUACAUCGGCGCUCUUCCACCAUCUCAGUGCCAUAAAGAUUCAACGAACUCUGAGAGCGCACUGGGCUCUGGAGUCGGCCAAAAGACAAAUCCAUUCCGUCAUCACCAUACAGCGAUGGGUGAGAGCGAGGCAUCAGAGGAGACGGUAUCUGGAGGAUAGGAGGAAGGUGGUUACAGCCCAGAGAGCAGUCAGGCGCUGGUUAGCUCGUCGCCACCGGGCUGCGUCGGUCAUCCAAGGCGCCGUCCAGAAAUUCCUUCUCCUCCGGCGCCAGAAGAGGGUUCAACAGGGCAUUGUCAAAGCUCAGGCUCUGUGGAGAGGACACCGCUCCCGCCGACUGAACGACAAUCCCAAGGUGGUGAAGCUGAGACACCGGUUACGCAAAAUCGCAGCCAGCGUCCGCGAGGAGGACAAACUGUGCAACAAGACGUCGUGCGCCCUCGAUUACCUCCUCCGAUACAAACACUUCUCCUACAUUCUAGAGGCCCUGAAAAAUCUGGAGACUGCCACCAGGUUGUCCCCUGAGUGCUGUGAGCGCCUGGUAGAGAGCGGAGCCACCAACGUCAUCUUCACGCUCAUCCGCUGCUGCAACAGGAGCGUCCCCUGCAUGGACGUCAUCACCUUCUCCAUCCAGAUCCUCCUCAACCUCUCCAAGUACCACAAGACCAUCGAGGCGGUGUAUUCGGUGGAAAACUCUGUGGAAACACUGCUGGACCUGCUGCAGAGAUACCGGGAGAAGGCCGGGGAUAAAGUGGCAGAAAAGGGCGGCAGCAUCUUCACUAAGGCUUGCUUCCUUCUCGCUCUCCUCCUGCAAGACAGGCACCGCGCUGUGGAGGUUAUGAAGCUGCCCAAAGUCUUGGAUAGGAUACGAAGUAUUUACCGCCUCACGGCCCGCAAACACAAGAUGGACGCAGAAAGAACCGUCCUCAAACAGAAGAUGAACGCGUCAAUCAACGGGAGCUUCUUCGUUCCGGCAACGCCCCGUAAAUCCCGCCCUGCGCCAAAGUUUGCACCGGAUUGGGUUCUCAGAAAGGACAAGCUAAAAGACAUUGUGGACCCUCUCAGGGCCAUUGAAAUGGUGGCAAACACACUCUCCAUUGUGUUGUAAAUAGACAAGCUUUUAAAUCGUGAUUUGUCAUCUCAUUUUUUUUUUCUCCCUCCAGAAAAUAUUGUUUUAUGUAUUGUUUAAAGGUUUUUUACUGACACAUUUCCAUGUUUUCAUGUGUAUAUAUUAAAAUGGAUUUGUUUCUUAAACACGG